AUGCAUGCGCCCCUUUCCAGCCCGGUCGGUCUCAAAGAAGCCGCUCUCGACUCGCCCACCUUUCGUGCCACCACCCUUUAUUUCUCCGAUCAGAUCGAUUUCAUAGAGAAAUGGCUCGACGGAUAUGCCAAAGCUGCAACCAAGCUCUCCUACGAGCUGACCGCUAUGGAGAGUGUAGUGAACAACUUUCUUUCCUACUCGACACAUCCCCUCGUGGUCUCGGAAGCGGUCGUUGACCAUGAUUACACACUUUUGGCUAUGAGGAGAUGUGGUGAGGGGUCUAAAGAUCUUUGGAGUGGACUCAUCGCAACAACCAGAAAGUUGGAGUCGUUGAUUUCCGAACCUAUUCGAGAUUUCAUUCAAGAGGAUCUGCGGCAGUUCAAGGAAAUUCGCCGCAACCUCGAGCAAUCACAGAAACAGUACGAUUACCUCCAAGCUCGAUAUGCCUCUCAGUCGAAGUCCAAGGAGGCCUCGGCCCUGAGAGAAGAAGCAUUUCAGCUGCACGAAGCCCACAAGGCCUACCUGAAAGCAUCAAUGGACUAUUCAGUACAGGGUCCUCAGGUACGAAAUGCACUGGACCGACUUCUGGUCAAAAUCUCCUGCGAUCAAUGGCGGGAAUUCCGGGGAUUUCACAAUCACAACAGCGGGACCUUCUCGAAAUGGUCCCGUGAGAUGGAUCGUAUUAAGGGUUGGGUUAAUGAGAUGGAAGGCAGUGAGAAAUCAUCCAAACGAGAGCUGCUAUCCACCCGGAAGCUCAUUGAGGAAGCCGCGGAGUUUGCGGCUCGACCGUCUCGUGAACUGGAGGACUACAAUAUUUCGACCGUUCCGUACCUUGGCUCUCGUCCUAUUUCGGCACUUAAUGUGAGCAAAGAGAUGAGACCAGAGAAGCAAGGAUGGUUGUAUUUGCGCACAAUGUCAGGAAAGCCUACUCGCACAAUUUGGGUCAAACGGUGGGCUUUUCUCAAGCACGGCAUAUUUGGGUGUCUUGUACAGGGCUCUCGUACUGGCGGUGUUGAAGAGAGUGAAAGAAUUGGUGUAUUGCUUUGCAGUAUCCGUCCCGCAUCACAGGAGGAACGCCGGUUCUGCUUCCAAGUGAAGACCAAGAACAAUACCAUUCUACUUCAGGCAGAUAACCAGAAGGAGCUGAUGGAAUGGAUUGGUGCCUUCGAGGCGGCCAAACAAAAAGCACUGGAGAACCCCGCAAGCACUGAUCUCUCGGUUUCUGGAAAAGUCACAGUUCAAGACCCUGCAUUUUCAAUUUCUCAACCCCCGGCUGCGGAGUUCGCUGCGGAUCCUGCUGACUCUCUUACCCCUCAUACGAACGAUGAGUCCGGAGCGGGGGAUCGCAGUAUGACGCUUCCUGUUCCAGACCGUGAUGGAUAUACUAUGAGAAAUAGUACCGAUAUUGGAAGCAGCAGAAGACCAACAGGCUUCGAUAGUGAGAGCUCUGCAAGAGAACAUGCAAGAGAGCAUACCUCUAGACUCAUCCAAAAGUUGGAUCUUCACCGCAAAUCGAACAAUGCGGCUCCACUAUCUCCUUCCGUCCCCGGCCCUGCAGGUGGAAUAGCCAGUCUCAUCUCUGCCAGCCACAAUAUUCUCCCUUACAGCAACGCCGGUCCACUCAACGCCAAUGUCGAUGGCACUCGAGGUCGCAGUUUAAGCAACGUGGAUGAUCCUGGCUCAAGUCUUGCACCUGCCACGCUCGCCAAUCCCCCGGCACCCACAAGCAUGAGCAAGGCGGCAGUGGUUGUGAGCAAUGAAAGAGGUAUUGGGAUAGGCGUCUCUGAUAGCACGGGUGGUAUGCCUAGUGGUAUGAUGGCGAACGUGUGGGGUAGCUCUAACUGGGGUUUCAUGAACAAGCUUCGACGGGACCAACACCAGAUUGAUGGAGUAUCUGAUGGGCCGUCUACAUUGGGUGAUGGCUCAACACACACGAUUGCUGCACAACCCGAUGCAGCGGGUGCUUUAGUGGCACCCCGACAGCAAUCAGGUCCACGCCACAGGCAGACAGUAAGCCUUGAUGGGGACGAUGUUAAGCUCACGCAAGUUGCACUGGGUAUCGGGUAUGAAUAUCCCAGCUACUACCCUCAACAAUUGAGGAUUCAAGAUGCUCAGUUCAGAUUGCUUUUCCCAGACGUCAAGAGAGUGGAAGCAUUGGUCUUGGUGUUCAGAGCCACCUGGAGCCCUAACAACCAGCAAGAAUUCCCCGGACGAGCUUAUGUCACAACAAGGAACAUCUACUUUUAUAGCCAUCAUUUCGGACUGGUUUUGACUACCGGUGUGUCUUUGGAGAGCAUUAAGGAGGUAACUGCAGCUCCUGGGCGAGACUGUGACUUCCUUUUCCUUCAUACUAUUCCACCCCUCGGCAGUGAUACUCCUGGCCGGGUUACGAUCAAAACUUUCCUUGAACCUCUCCGACUGCUUCAAAAACGACUCAACUUCUUGAUCCAAUGCUCCAUUGCCGUCGAGCAAUUGAGUUUAGAAUCUUUGAUCAAAGCACUGAUCAAGAUGGACACUGAGUCUUCAGCCCGAACUUCCAGUGCAGAUAGCUGGGAUGAUCUUUCAUCCGGACUCGCAGGCAUCAAACAUGACGGGGGCAAAACUACAGACCUGGGCCAUGCGAAGGACAUUCGACUGCCUAUUUACGUUGACAAAGAUCUUGAGCUGGAUGGAGGCAGGACUGCCCGUGGUCGGGAUAUUGCUAAAUUCAGACUUCCAACACAACCCGUGGAGUAUGUUCCACAAGGCGAUCUUGUCUUGGUGACCGAAAAAAUUCUCGAUAUAAGCCCUAAAGCUUUGUUCCAUAUAUUAUUUGGCGACAAAAGCGCCGUGUGGCAGCUUCUUUUACACGAGAGGAAAGCUCUAGAGAUCCAACAAGGCCCAUGGGCUAGUACGGACUUGCGGCAUCUGAAGCGUGACUUCCACUACAAUAUCGCCACGACAGAUAUCCUUGGUCGUACUCAUGAAAAUGCGAUAUCGGAUUAUCAGAUCAUUGAUGUUCUCAACGACCAUCUGUGCUACGUGAUCACAGAUAAAAAGACUCCGUGGCAUCUCCCCUUCCGACGUUCGUUCCGGUUGGUUACCAAGGUUGUCAUUACAUUCCAGGCCAAGUCGAAGAGCAAGCUUGCUAUUUAUACGAAAGUCGAGUGGCUGUGGUCUCCCUACGGCCUCAAAAACGUGAUCGACAAAAAAGCAAGUGAAGAUCUAGAACAAGACUCCUUGGAUCUUGUCGACCUAGUCAGUGACCAAGUACGUCGAUUGGGUGCACACAGUCGCACCAAAAAAGCCAUCACGAUCUUCGGCCAUGUUGGACGCCAAAACAACGUCUCCCAAUUUAGUGGCGCUGGUUCCAACCUGAAGCUGGAACCCCGCAAGCCCCGAACACAGCGUGCUAUGCACGACCUUCUUUUCGAGACCUUCUUGUCAUUCCUCGAAACGAGUGUUUCCUUCAUAAUGGUGUGGGCGUUUGACGUAGUUUGCUGGUCUUGGAAGACCAUGAGUGCUCACAAGAUCAUCCUGACCAUGUUGGCUACAAGUGCCAUUUUGAAUGGAUACUAUUCUUCGCGGGAUAGUUGGGACUGGUGGCACGAGAGACAUGCAGGCAACUUCAUGGCACGGCUGGGUGUACAGCCAAACCUCGUUAUGAGCAAAUCUAUCUACAUGCGGGAUAUUGAUGACGCGGUUGCAAACUCCACAAUUUGGCCCGGCGCCGGCAAUGCCAGUGAUUGCUUUGCUACCUUCCACGAGCAGACCAUGCGGUAUGUCGAUAUGCCUCUGUCGCUCAGUCCAUCCGGACCCCGGGAUGCAUUGACCAAGAGCGCCAUCAAACGCUUCCAGCAAACUCGUGAGCGUCUUGGCAUGUAUCGACACAACCUUCUUGUCGCAUUGCGUGUCGUGAACAGUAUUGAGAAAGAGGUCGUCCAGACGGAAUGGGAGCGUUGGCUGCGCGAGGAAGUCCGGCGCUGUCGCCAGGUCGAGGUUCUCCUUGGCGGAGAGGCCACUCCGGGCGACGACUCGCAGACGGGCCGAACGACCAAAGCUGAGCGUGUCUUUGCCGAGCAUGCUGACAACGUCAAGCAGUGGCAUGAGGAGUACUGCUCGAGUUGUCGAAUGGAGCAAGAACAUGUCAUAUCCAAUGAUCGUGACCUAAUUCCUUGA
Molecule: messenger RNA, 4158 nt
Organism: Penicillium psychrosexuale
Lineage: Eukaryota; Fungi; Ascomycota; Eurotiomycetes; Eurotiales; Aspergillaceae
Exons: 5
Coding region: 1-4158 (1385 amino acids)
Cellular component (GO): plasma membrane; cytoplasm; endoplasmic reticulum
Molecular function (GO): protein binding
Source: RefSeq, a predicted model, not a curated record